AUGAAUACGCCGAGAAAAGGUUUAACGGAGUUGUUACAAUCUAAAUUUGUACAUGAUCGUCUAGUCUCCCGUCAAGAUGCGUCAAGGCUCGCCAAGCUCAAGGUGUUUCUUGAAAAACAUCAGUACGCUAGCCAAUGGGCCGUUUGCUGUGCAGCGCUAGAAGACGCCGUGCUCCAUAAUGUCAUGCCCUCCGAUUCUAUGAUCUGCGACGCCAUCAUGCGCUGUGGCCGUCGUGGAAAGCUUCAGAAAGCUAAGGAGCUGUACGAUGAUUUUUAUCGCCGCAUCGGCCGACCACGAUCCCUGGCGGCGCAUACAGCCUUCAUGGGGGCAUGCGCCGCUGCUGGUGACUUUGUUGAGGCAAACAAUCGAUUCAAUAGAUUAUAUGAGCGAGACCGUGCUCUGUUUGUAAAGGAUCCCAAACAUUGCCCAGUGGUAACGGAUGACCUCAUUACUGAAUAUCUUAGGGCGGCCCUUGCAGCCUCGCCGGUGACCGCCACUGUUUUCUCCGUUGAGACUUCGCCCUGGAAGGUUGCGAUGGAAAAAUUUAUUGAGGUCCGCCGGGAUCCACAUUUUAGGCCCUACAAUGAACUAACGCCGCUGCUGAUCGAGAGCGCAACGCAACUGGCGGAGGUGGGCGGCCAAUGGGAGCUGUGCCUGCGCAUCCUCAAAAGCGCGGAGCGAGACCAAAUGCUGGUGCCGGCGGAGGCCUACGACGCCGCCAUUCGGGCAUGCUUUCACCACCAUCGCCAUAUUGAGGUGGUGAACCUCAUGCGAGUGUUGGUCGCGACCAGAAUAGCUCCUGAUGAGCGCAGCGUGCGGUUGGCCAUGGUGUCCGCGGAGGAGGUAGCGUCACUUGAGCGUGCGGCCGAUGUCCCGCGCCCGACGAGCUGGGCUCUUGCCGUUUCCCUCUUCGAGGCUAUGCAAUUAAAUGGGAUUCCUUUAUAUCAACAGAGUUAUGAGGCCCCCCUGCGCUCAUGUGCGAUAACUGGAAAGUGGGAAAAGGCUUUCGAAAUCCUACAAACCAUGCGACGGGACGGCAGACCCAUAUCAACGGAGCUCUAUCGUAUGGCAGUGGCCUCUAAAAUUGAAUCUAGUAAACGCUAUGACGAAGUGAAGCACCUUUUAAUGACUCCCGGCGUUGCAGACGGAGCACCAAGUUCGGUUUUGUAUCUCGCCGCUAUGCGUUGCUGCAUGAGGCUUAAGGACUGGAAAAAUUUUGAAAAGCUUAACCAAGAAAUGAAACAGCGUGAUAUGCCUGAGAGCUAUGAUAAGAUUAGGCUUCUUAUCGAGGGGGCGUAUGCACAGGAGAAAUACCACAGCGUUCUUGUGCGUUUUGCGAGACUGGAUAACAUCACAACCUAUGAAUUAAAACGGGUUAAAAAGGACCAGUUUGUUCGGUUGUACGAAGAUGAUUUUGCUGUUUCGGAUAAAAUACUUGAUAUGGUUGUAGAUUCAUAUGAUAAGAUUAAGGGCAAAACCACGGAUCCGAUGGUUGAGCUUGCCUACCGUAGGGCUAUUAAACGGAAGCAGCACAGCAGCGUUGAACAGUUAGGUAGCUCUUACACUGGGUACACAAAGCCGCCAGAGUGGAUGUUUUCACAGGAUACUAGGGAGCAACGUUCUCCUUCACAAUUCCAUUGA
This is a messenger RNA of Phytomonas sp. Hart1, 1641 nucleotides long. The record is from the annotation of a GenBank genome assembly. NCBI's taxonomy places the organism in Eukaryota, Euglenozoa, Kinetoplastea, Trypanosomatida, Trypanosomatidae.